CCGUUCUAAAAUUCUUGAGAAAAUCAGUACAUUAAGUUGCCCUGUUUUGUUUGUCACCGGAACGCUAUCUCCCUACAAUCGUUCCGUACACCGUCUGUACACUGUCGCUCGAAACGCGGUUCGAAAUCAACCGGAAAAACUGAAACAUAUUGAAUUACUUCAGGUGGAUGAUGUGGCAAACGUACUUGUAUGCCGGCCGGAGAAACUGGCCUAUUCGUUGCAAUACUUCAUUCAGGGCUUAGGUAUAGCUGGCGCAGCUGUGAAUCGUCGUAUGAGCACCACUCUGCCCCAAAUACCCGCUCGAGGACGUUCAAUGUCCAUGGAACAAUACGAUCAACCCAAAGGUGUUUCCUCCUGUGUCUUCGACAAACAUCGCAAGUAUAGUACGGCGUUCGCUGAAGGGGACGACGAAAUCCCAGCCUAGUGAAUGACUUCUGUAGAAAAGACUGUGGCAGAUCUUUACUAACUACUGUGAACAUGUUGCAUGCUUAGCUGCCGUACGCACGCGUAUCAGUAGCCACUGAUUUUGCACAGAACCCUGUAAUGAUAAGCCCACUUACUUCCAGCGCUUGUUCUGUAGGCACUCGCCCAAUGAUUGCGCAAAACUAAUGUUCUGUGUUUUGCCGAUUUGCACCACUAACUGGUCAGAUGGUUGAUUGAUCUCUCUCAUGCUUCCACGGAAAGCCUUUGUUCUAGAACAAUUCAUAAUAGCAGAAACGAUAAUGCUUAUUUUUUGUGAUUUUUUCUCAGUGUUUUGUCAUAAAGAAGGGAGACAAGAA
Messenger RNA from Dicrocoelium dendriticum, 779 nucleotides. The record is from the annotation of a GenBank genome assembly. Lineage: Eukaryota; Metazoa; Platyhelminthes; Trematoda; Plagiorchiida; Dicrocoeliidae.